Chiloscyllium plagiosum (whitespotted bambooshark) is the source of this 456-nucleotide messenger RNA. The record is from RefSeq and is a predicted model, not a curated record. Lineage: Eukaryota; Metazoa; Chordata; Chondrichthyes; Orectolobiformes; Hemiscylliidae.
AUGGGCCUCCCGUUCUCCGAGCCAGGUUUCCGCCUGCCGGAAGUGACCCUCGUCGGGCUGCCUUCGUCCUCCAUCGGGUACCUGGCCUGGCGCGGGCUGACGGACAGCGAGCGCCUCGCGGUAAACUACCGGGCCUACAGCCUGCAGCUGGAGUACCUGCAGCUGGUGCUGGACGACCUGCAGGCCCUGGGUCUGGGCCGGGGCCCCGGGCAGCUGACCGAGCAGCUCACCUUCACCCAGACCCAGCUCCAGGGCCUGGUGGCCAACCUGCGCUCCCUGCUGGAGGCCCUGGCUCAGCCCCUUCCCACCCUGGGCGAGCCCCUGGACUCCGAGGCCUACGGCUCCUCCGACUUUGAGAGGAAGCUCCGGGGAUACAUCGUCUGCCGCGAGUAUGCCCGCUGGAUCAAGCGGACGCUGAGGGAUCUGACACUCCUCUCCAACAGUUUCCCAGCCUGA